Messenger RNA from Dimorphilus gyrociliatus, 947 nucleotides. Lineage: Eukaryota; Metazoa; Annelida; Polychaeta; Dinophilidae. The record is from the annotation of a GenBank genome assembly.
AAUCAGCUUACCAGUUUAUAUAUAUAUACACCACAAAUUUUUUCAGACCCACUUUUUGGCACUUUUAAACUAAAUGAAUAGUUCACAAAAUGUCUAGCAAAGUUGCCAUUGUUUUAGGUGCUUCAAGGGGAAUUGGUCGUCAAAUUGCGUUGACAUUGGGAAGUCAACAUCAUGUAGUAGUAGCUGCUAAAACUGUUGAAGAUAGUAACAAUUUACCGGGUAAUAUACAUAGUGUAUGUUCAGAAAUAAAAGCUGGAGGUGGUAGUGCCCUAGCCGUUAAAUGCGACGUCACAAAAGAGUCCGACAUAUCAAAUUUAAUUCAAACAACAAUUGCCCAUUAUGGAAAAUUGGAUGCCUUAGUAUAUAAUGCUGGCGCUAUUCUAUGGAAAACAGUUGAAGAUACACCUUUAAAAAGGUAUGACUUGAUGAACGCUGUUAAUGGCCGAGGAGCAUAUAUUGCUGUCCAAGAAUGCAUGCCAUACUUUCGUCAGCAAAAUUCUGGGAAAAUUAUUUUGGUUUCACAACCAAUUUAUUCUCGAUUUUUUCGCGGAAAAACGCCAUAUGCUAUGACAAAAACAGCAAUGACAGUUUUAACUAUGGGACUUGGAAUUGAGCUGGAGGGUUCGAACAUUUCUAUAACUUCACUCUGGCCAGCUACUGUUGUUGAAAGUUUUGUUACAGCUAAGAUGGGCGUUCCUAAUGAAAUGAUGAGAAAAUCGACUGUAUUUGCUGACGCUACUAAACUUCUUGUGGAUGAGCCGACUCAGAAAUACAAUGGUAAAGUUCUUCUGGAUGAAGAUAUCUUACGCGAUAAUGGCGUUACAGAUUUCACAAAAUACAGAUGCGACCCUAAUCAAGAGCCAGCUAGAAUGAUGCCAAAAAAUUUCCCUGAUUUAUCGGUAGCUAAGCAAGAAGAACAAAUGACCGGAUUUAAAUCCAAUUUAUAA